Molecule: messenger RNA, 1128 nt
Organism: Penicillium argentinense
Lineage: Eukaryota; Fungi; Ascomycota; Eurotiomycetes; Eurotiales; Aspergillaceae
Product: TauD/TfdA dioxygenase family protein
Exons: 4
Coding region: 1-1128 (375 amino acids)
Cellular component (GO): cytoplasm
Molecular function (GO): 2-oxoglutarate-dependent dioxygenase activity
Source: RefSeq, a predicted model, not a curated record
AUGGUGCCGUCUAUCGCCGACGUUCCUACCACAGAGGUCGUUGUACCCAUCAAAGCAAAUCCCGACGAUAAUACUUCGAAGCCCAAAGUACGGAGAGUUAUCGAAGAGGAAGGCGGCCUUGAGAAGACUACUGCUAGUUACCCAAACUACCUUCCAACCUGGGAUCAUGGCGAGAAAUAUUCCGUUCUAGAGCCCUUCAACCACGUUGAACACGGCAAGGAUGCCGAUCCCUCGCUCAAAGACCUUUUGGAAGAAGGCUCGAGUAUCCAAAGGCUCACCCCAACGAUCGGUUCCGAAGUCACAGGUGUCCAGCUCAGCAAACUCACAUCGGCUGGAAAAGACCAGUUGGCUCUACUCGUCGCUCAACGCAAGGUUGUCGCUUUCAGAGACCAAGACUUUGCCGACUUGUCAAUUCAAGAGGCCCUGGAUUUUGGUGGAUAUUUCGGACGACACCAUAUCCACCCCACCAGCGGGUCGCCGGAAGGAUAUCCUGAGAUUCAUCUGGUUCAUCGGAACAACAACGCCUGGGAGCUUGACGAGUACCUUGCAGGAAAGAACAGUUGCGUCUCAUGGCACUCGGAUGUCACAUAUGAACAGCAGCCGCCUGGAACUACCUUCCUAUACCUACUUGACGGUCCCGAGGUGGGCGGAGACACUGUUUUUGUGAACCAGGUGGUGGCCUAUAAUCGGCUUUCUCCAGCGAUCAAGGAGCGGCUCCAUGGACUGAAGGCUGUUCAUUCCGGUGUUGAGCAGGCUGAGUUCAGUUUGAACCGUGGAGGUGUGGUACGACGAGAGCCGGUGAAGAAUGAGCAUCCUCUUGUCCGGACUCAUCCGGUCACUGGAGAGAAGGCACUUUUUGUCAAUGGUGGCUUCACUCGCAGUAUUGUCGGGCUGAAAAAAGAAGAGAGCAACGCCCUGCUGGACUUUUUGCUAGCCCAUGUUGGGCGCGGUAUUGACUAUCAAGCUCGUAUUCGCUGGGCACCCAAGACCGUUGUUGUUUGGGACAAUCGUGUCACUGCUCACUCCGCUAUCGUUGAUUGGACUACCGGAGAGCGUCGCCAUUUGGCACGCAUCACACCGCAGGCCGAGCGCCCGUAUGAAACGCCCUAUUUGGCAGAAGCAGCAUGA